Molecule: messenger RNA, 1522 nt
Organism: Acanthopagrus latus (yellowfin seabream)
Lineage: Eukaryota; Metazoa; Chordata; Actinopteri; Spariformes; Sparidae
Product: retrotransposon-like protein 1
Exons: 3
Coding region: 299-892 (197 amino acids)
Cellular component (GO): plasma membrane
Source: RefSeq, a predicted model, not a curated record
CUCAUUUUGACAUGCUGUCACACUUCUCAGACGUACCCUCAAUGUCACACGCCUCGUCUUCACACCGCAGUUUGCAUUGUGGCACCGCCUGGAACCAAAACUUUUAACUCCUGAUUAAUGUUCAGCUCAAAACUUAAGUCUUGAAAAUAAAUUCUCCAAUGGAUCCUCUUCUGGUGCAAACUUCACAGCUCUUUUAAAAGUACAAAAGAGUUUGGCUGCAAAGAUCUGCCUGUAACUUCGACUUCAAGCCAGUGGGAUUUUCACACUCAACAGGGAGAUUUUCUAAGGAGACAUAACCAUGAGCUCAUCAUCCAGCUGGACUGUGCCGUUCCUUUUCUUCUUCCUACUAUUUUUAGUCCUACUGCUCAUCUUCUUUUACAAGAAGUUGAACAAGGAGGCCGAGGGAGAGUACACCAUCCGGCGUAUAGUGUAUAAGGAAGGAGGGGUCAGGGACCGAGUGAGAGGAGCAGCAUUAGCUCUGGAGACACGUCUCGGAGUCCAGCUGUGGCCUCGCAGUGAGUCUGAUGAGGACGGAGAGGAAAUGCAGGACAUGGAAGAUGAGGAGGGAAAGGUGGAGGAGGGUGAUAGCCAGGGCUGUGACAGCGAGGGAGGUGACCAGGAAGACAGCGAGGAGGGUAAUCAGGAGCAGGGAGAAGGAGGGGACACGUCAGAUGAUAAGUCCAGUUUGGAGGGUGCGGAAGCGGAGGAACAGACCAGGUUAACAGACGAGCCAGAGAAAGGGGAGGAAAAGGAGGAGAAAGAUGGGGAUGGCAAAGGCGAAGCAAGUGGUGGACCUGGACUGUUGAUAGAUCUACAUCAGUUCUCUGGCAGUGCGAUCUGGUCUGAGGAAGGGGGAUGUGUCAGCAAGGAGAGUGAUGUGACUGCACUGUGAGAGCAGAGUGAAAGAAAAAGUAGUUACACAGAUUAGUUGUGAAGUGUCUUUUCCAUAAACUGUAUGUCCCAAUACGAAAGUGUAAAUGCUUUUCCAUAGUAGUCUGAAAAUCCUGGUAACAGCCUAUGAAACAUUUCCCAGCUCUUUAACCGCAGAAUGUAACCUUCAGACGUGACCCUGGUGUCCUGCAGGGCUCCUGUCACUCCUCUUCCUGUUGAGGCCUCAGGAUAGAAGACUCGUUUGAUCAAUAAAGCUGUUAUCAAUUUCAUACUGAAUUACAUUUUGAAUGUUUGUUACAGAGGUUUUAAAUGUUUGUAUGAGAAUGUACCUCUUCUAAUAUAAAACUGGGUCAGCCAGUGAAGAAACAAACUUUGUGGUAGUGCGUCAGCCUGUAUGCGUGCUGUGCAUGGUGGACUGUGGCAUAUCAUUUUUGAAAUGUUUGAAAUGUCUUGUUCUAAUUCACAUGGAAAUUAUAAAACAGAUAUGACUGUUUGUAUCAUUCUUUAUUACAUAUUCAACGAUUAAGCAAUCAAUGUAAGUCAAUUGUACAGGUGCACUUUGUAGUUUUGGUGAAGAAAUUAUAAUCAGAAGAGUUUGUGUUCAUGAGUGAAUAAACAAGUUUACCGUAAA